Messenger RNA from Drosophila innubila, 1109 nucleotides. RefSeq lists its product as uncharacterized. The record is from RefSeq and is a predicted model, not a curated record. The transcript has 2 exons. The coding region runs from base 1 to 1053 and encodes 350 amino acids. Lineage: Eukaryota; Metazoa; Arthropoda; Insecta; Diptera; Drosophilidae.
AUGGACGUGGAAAUGGAGAAACUUGAGCAUGAGCUGCAGGAAUUCCUCGAGGAUUGCAGGAAGCAGCAGUUCAGUAGUGAUGAAAUGCGCUACAUAUGUCAGCCUUUGAUUUGGCACUUUCGUCUGGCGACUCUCAAGCGCUGGACACUCUGGUUCCUUUUACCCAUUUUGGUGACUUAUCUGCUGUGGAAUUAUUGCGAUACUUGUGCCUGGACAAUGAGUGCAGUGGGUCGACUGUUGCUCAUCCAGUUGCUGCCCUAUUGGAACUGGACACCCUACUACUACAACAAGUGUCUCAUUGAACGAGCUGAGCCAGUGAGAACCCAGAUGGAGGAGCCCCAGACGCUGGGCAGGCACGAGACUCUCUGGGAGAACUGUGCACUGUGCGAAUCUCUGGACACCAUAGCGACUGUCACCAAUGUUAGCUUCUCCAUGUUGGAAUCAGAAUACCUGGAACGCGGAUUGCCUGUUAUCGUAACCGAUUGUGGAUUGGAGUUGGAUCUGGAGAGUCAGCUCCAACGCAUCCUGGAGAAGACUCCUCAGCUGCUGGCGAGCGAACCUUGCGAUGUUUCCACCAAUCUGUUGUUGCGUCAUCUCUUCAACAUUGAUGUGGCAUUAGAGAAGAUUCGAGAUAGUCAGGAAUCUUCUGCAUCUUCUUUGUCUUCUUCUUGGCAUCUGCAGUUCCGCAACUGCGAGACGAGGAGCGUGAAGGCUUCGCGUCUCUAUGCAGAUAAACCUUAUUACUAUCCCAAUCACCUGGAGCCGUACUAUUCCAGCUGGCUGCUGAUGGCCCACAAUUCGCGUCGUCCUCUGGACGAGAUUUAUGUUAGGGGACUCAUCUUCGUGCAACAGCUCAGCGGACACUUUAAGCUGCGUCUGCGUCCGAAAAAACCCUGUGAUGAGAAUAUCUGCCCCAAUCUCAACCUGGAACUUGCAGCUGGCGAGUGUGUGGUAUUCUCUACGGAUCUGUGGCGUCUUAGCUACGGCCUGCAGAAUCCGGUCUCUGAGCAAACCUCAAUUGCCACUAUCUUCGAGGUGGACUGGCAACGAUAAGAAAUAUCUCAAUAAUGAACAAAUUAGUUGUGAGUUGAUAAAAAUUAAACCUGAAA